Messenger RNA from Medioppia subpectinata, 261 nucleotides. Lineage: Eukaryota; Metazoa; Arthropoda; Arachnida; Sarcoptiformes; Oppiidae. The record is from the annotation of a GenBank genome assembly.
CAAAAAGAGUCGCAAAGUCUGUCCAAAUCGGUAACCGUUGACCUGAAAGAGCUGUUCACACCAUUUGUUGUGACCCAAGCGGUGGAGACGACACUGAGUGCCACCAAAGAUGUAAAAAGUGUGAAACGAUUGCAAUUCGAGUCAAACGCCGAUAAGAAUCGUUUCGAACCGAAAAGAGUUGAGUUAAACGCCGACGACUUGACCGUCACUUUGAAUCCAAUGGAAAUCCGGACUUUCAUUAUCACUACUAAACCCCGAUAA